Messenger RNA from Maniola jurtina (meadow brown), 1955 nucleotides. RefSeq names its product FMRFamide-related peptides-like. The record is from RefSeq and is a predicted model, not a curated record. Lineage: Eukaryota; Metazoa; Arthropoda; Insecta; Lepidoptera; Nymphalidae. The transcript has 2 exons. Bases 491 to 877 code for a protein of 128 amino acids.
AUGAUCAUGAUGAUGACGAUGAAGAAGAUGAUGAUGAUGACAAAUAUUAUGAUCAUGAUGAUGAUAAUGAUGAUGAUGAUGAUAAUCUACCUAAUUGGAAUGACUAUAGCUAAGCUAAUUGAAUUAAAAUAUAGUUAGUGAAUAUUUUUCUAAGCUCGUAUUUUUCUGAGUUUAAGUGACAUGGAUGAAAAUUAUACCCAAGGACAAGGGUUAAGGAUGGAGAAAGGUCAAGGACAAGACCUAGGGAUUGAGGAUGGUCGAGGACAAGACCAAAGGUUGGAUAAAGGUCGAGGUCAAGACCAAUGGUUGGAUGAUGGUCGAGGUCAAGGCCCAGGAAUUGCUAUUGGUCGAGGUCAAGGCCAAUGGUUGGAUGAUGGUCGAGGUCAAGGCCUAGGAAUUGCUAUUGGUCGAGGUCAAGGUCAAUGGUUGGAUGAUGGUCGAGGUCAAGGCCUAGGAAUAGCUAUUGGUCGAGGUUAAGACCAAAGGUUGGAUGAAGGCCGAGGAUAGGCCAAAGGAAGGAUUUAUGAAGGCCGAGGAUAGGCCGAAGGAAGGAUUUAUGAAGGCCGAGGAUAGGCCGAAGGAAGGAUUUAUGAAGGCCGAGGAUAGGCCGAAGGAAGGAUUUAUGAAGGCUGAGCUCAUGCCGAAGGGAGAAUUUAUGAAGGCCGAGGAUAGGCCGCAGGAAGGAUUUAUGAAGGCCGAGGAUAGGCCGAAGGAAGGAUUUAUGAAGGUCGAGGAUAGGCUGAUGGAAAGAUUUAUGAAGGCCGAGGAUAGGCCGAAGGAAGGAUUUGUGAAGGCUGAGCUCAUGCCGAAGGGAGGAUUUAUGAAGGCCGAGGUUAAGGCCGAAGGAAGAAUGAUGAUGGUUGAAUUCAAGAACUAAGGGUUGAAAAGUCGAGGUCAAGACCUAAGGAUAGAUCGAAGUUAAAACCUGGUGCACGAGGAUAAGGGCGUCAAUGACUUUGGAAAUUCUAUGGACAUUACGUUGAGAUGUACGAGUUCAACAUGAAAGCUAAACUGCAACUUGAAGAUUGAUAUGAAAGGAGACCAAGGACAGCAUGUUCAUAAAAUAAGCAAAGAGGUAAUGAGGGAAAAGUGCUUGAAAAAAAAGGGUUGGAAAAAAAAACUUGCAGAAUCCUUUCCUAGUCACGAAGACGAUGCUAAGCUUCUUAUAGAAAUCUAAAUGAGUCUGUUACAGUGAAUCUUUGAAACAAUAUUAUCAUAGUGAAAUUAAUAUUUUGUGAUAAAAGAACAUGUGAACAAAGUGUAUGUCUAUUCAAGAACGACUAAGAUGUAGUAUUUAAGAUAAUUUAUAAGCUUAGAUUAAAAGUAAACUACAUAGUCAUAGUAUUAGGCUAGAUCAUAGUUCAAUUGAGUAGCUUGGCACUCAUAUUAGGAAAAAAAAUGAUAAUAUUUCUAACAAUAAACGCAAAAUAACUGAUAGAUAAGCGAAUAACUACAUAAAUGAUGCACUGUAAUACUGUAUUGCCAUUUUCUAAGACUGAAUCAGUUUUAAAGUGGUUUAGAACUGAAAAUCGACAAUUUGAGGAAAAUAGGUUGGAAUAAGCUUUUGACUACACAGUUGUACUAAUUCUAUAUUGGAGUGGGUUGGUGUCAAAUUGUUACAGGAAUGAAAUCAACAAUGAAAUCACUCUCUUCUACAUAAAAUAAGUAUCUGCAGUUAAUGUUAACGAUAAAGCGAUUGAUAAGUACAUAAUGAAAGUGAAUAAGAAUAAGAAUAGACGACAGAUACGAGGAAUAAAAAGUAGAAAUAAACAAAUAAACUCAUCAGAUUGAGGAUAAAUAGAAUAGUUUCAGUUUCGUUUUGAAUAUAGACAGUGAUUCAGACUGUUUGAUAUCCAUAGCAGUAUAGCGAUAACAGUAAAAGAUUUAGCAUAAUAGGAAGAGGAGUAUGUAGGUAUUUUCAACCGUAGAUUAUUUUGAAAACGAAGAGAAAAGGA